Molecule: messenger RNA, 654 nt
Organism: Acanthosepion pharaonis
Lineage: Eukaryota; Metazoa; Mollusca; Cephalopoda; Sepiida; Sepiidae
Source: the annotation of a GenBank genome assembly
AUGCUUUUAUUAUUCCAUCAGCUGUUUUUUUCGCUUUUUUCUUUCUUUUUUAAUAUCUUUUUUCUGACUAUAUCUUGUUCUUUUUUUCUUUGUUCAUUUCUAGCUUUCCUUACCCUUUCAUUUAAUUCGUUUUCUUUCUUUUUUCUUUUCUUUCUAGAUAUUUAUUUUUCUUUCUUUCUUUCUUUCUUUCUUUCUUUCUUUCUUUCUUUCUUUCUUUCUUUGUAUGUCUUUUAUAUAUUUGCUCUUUUUCUUUUUUAUAUAUUUGCUCUCUUUCUUUUUCCUUUCUUUCUUUCAACUAAUGACAGAUUUCUUUCUUUCUUUCUUUCUUUGUAUGAAUUUUAUAUAUUUGUUUUCGUCUUUCUUUCUUUCCUUCUUUCUUUCCUUCUUUCUUUCUUUUUUCUUUCUUUCUUUCUUUCUUUCAAGUUUUUCUUCUUUCUAUUCUUUUUAUUUAUCUUUCUAAUUUUUCUUUUCUUUUUAUUUGCUUUCUUCUUUGUUCUCCUUUUUUUUUUGUUAUUUUUAAACUUUUCUUUCUUUCUUUUGCUUUUUUUUAUUUCAUUUCUACCCUUUCCUUCCCCUUUCUUUUUAUUCAUUUUUCUUUUUUUGGUUUCAGAAAUUUCUCUGUACAUAUCUAUCUAUCUAUCUAUCUAUCUUUAA